AUGGGCCCGUUUGCAAACGGCGCCUCUGGCGGCCUGUCGAGUUUCGGCAACUCUGGCGGACUUUCAGGCUCCACGUUUGGGCUGGCUGGCGGCGGUGUUGGCCUAGGAGGCGGCGGUGGAGGAGGAGGAGGGAUUUAUGCGGCGGCGUCCGAGGCCGGGUCGUCUGGAGGCGGCGGUGGCGGCGGCGGCGGCGGUGGUGAGGAAGAGACUCAUGUGACGCGGGUGCGACUGGUCCAGUUUCAGAAGAACACGGACGAACCGAUGGGCAUUACUCUGAAGCUGGACGAGACUGGCCGGUGUAUAGUGGCGCGGAUAAUGCAUGGCGGCAUGAUACACCGGCAAGCAACGUUGCACGUGGGCGACGAGAUCCGAGAAAUCAAUGGCAUUUCAGUGGCUGGACAAAGCGUGGAAGCCCUGCAAAGAAUGCUGGGCAUUACUCUGAAGCUGGACGAGACUGGCCGGUGUAUAGUGGCGCGGAUAAUGCAUGGCGGCAUGAUACACCGGCAAGCAACGUUGCACGUGGGCGACGAGAUCCGAGAAAUCAAUGGCAUUUCAGUGGCUGGACAAAGCGUGGAAGCCCUGCAAAGAAUGCUGCGUGAUGCGAGAGGGUCAAUCACUUUCAAAAUCGUGCCGUCAUACCGGAGCGCACCGCCGCCAUGCGAGGGCAUUACUCUGAAGCUGGACGAGACUGGCCGGUGUAUAGUGGCGCGGAUAAUGCAUGGCGGCAUGAUACACCGGCAAGCAACGUUGCACGUGGGCGACGAGAUCCGAGAAAUCAAUGGCAUUUCAGUGGCUGGACAAAGCGUGGAAGCCCUGCAAAGAAUGCUGCGUGAUGCGAGAGGGUCAAUCACUUUCAAAAUCGUGCCGUCAUACCGGAGCGCACCGCCGCCAUGCGAGCUGUUCCGGAUCAGACCGGAGCCGGUUCUUAUCUUUGUGAGGGCGCAGUUUGACUACGACCCUUUGCAAGAUGAUAUCAUUCCAUGUGCUCAAGCGGGCAUUGCUUUCAAUACUGGAGAUAUUCUGCAGAUAAUCAGCAAAGAUGACCACAAUUGGUGGCAGGCGAAAAAAGAGAAUUGCUCCACAGCUGGACUCAUUCCGUCUCCCGAACUGCAAGAAUGGCGAACUGCGGCCACUGCCAUGGACAAGCACAAACAUGAACAAGAUACGACGAGGUCCCCGCGAAAGGACGAAGAGAACGGGAAGCAAUACUACUUUGUGUCGCAUGACGAAAUGAUGGCGGACAUUGCGGCCAACGAGUACUUGGAGUACGGGACCCACGAGGACGCCAUGUAUGGUACCAAGCUGGAGACCAUCCGGCGGAUCCACGCGGAAGGCAAAGUGGCCAUUUUGGACGUGGAACCACAGGCCCUGAAG
Messenger RNA from Notodromas monacha, 1374 nucleotides. The record is from the annotation of a GenBank genome assembly. Lineage: Eukaryota; Metazoa; Arthropoda; Ostracoda; Podocopida; Cyprididae.